Messenger RNA from Sciurus carolinensis (gray squirrel), 6884 nucleotides. It is a transcript of the gene Trps1, whose product is annotated as transcriptional repressor GATA binding 1. Gene Ontology annotation, molecular function: DNA-binding transcription factor activity; RNA polymerase II transcription regulatory region sequence-specific DNA binding; zinc ion binding. NCBI's taxonomy places the organism in Eukaryota, Metazoa, Chordata, Mammalia, Rodentia, Sciuridae. The transcript has 7 exons. The record is from RefSeq and is a predicted model, not a curated record. Gene Ontology annotation, biological process: regulation of transcription by RNA polymerase II. The coding region runs from base 585 to 4469 and encodes 1294 amino acids. Gene Ontology annotation, cellular component: nucleus.
GAGUGUGCAGAAAGCCAAGCGCAGGCUUCUCGGGUUUCACAUGCAUUUCUUUCUUCCUUUCUGCGCGUGUGAUUUCUUUCUUUCUUUCUUCCCUCCUGCUCCCCCUUUCCCCCUUCCUCUCCUCCUUUUGGUGGGUCUGAGGCAUCUGAGCCUUGGAAACCAGCGACUUCAAACUGCAGUAGCCCCUGGAGUCAGGAGGGUCAAGUUCAGCCGCCGGGGAGGAGGAAAAACAAAUCCCCAUUUGCCAAAAAAAGAAGUUUCAGGCCGGUGCCCCCUCCCCCUCGCAGCCCCACUCCCCCUCGCUGUCCUCUUUCUGGCUGAUUUUAAUUCUGCUCCUACCGGGCGCAGCGGAGGAACUGGAGGUGGUGGACCCGAGGGCGCCGCCGCCGCCGCCGCCGCCGCUGCAAGUUUCCUGGGGGCUCCUGACAAGCGGGGAGCAGACUAGGCACCGGCAUGCAGAGUAAUGUACAGAUCAGCUCUCAAAAUGUCUUCUGUGUCCUCCGAGCGUCUUCUAAGACAAUUGCAUUAGCUUCCUGCUAGUUGACUAAUAGAAUUAAUAAUUGUAAAAAGCACUCUAAAGCCACAUGCCUUAUGAAGUCAAUGCUGGGUAUGAUUUUACAAAUAUGGUCCGGAAAAAGAACCCCCCUCUGAGAAACGUUGCUAGUGAAGGCGAGGGCCAGACCCUGGAGCCGAUAGGUACAGAAAGCAAGGUAUCUGGAAAGAACAAAGAAUUUUCUGCAGAUCAGAUGUCCGAAAAUACGGAUCAGAGUGAUGCUGCAGAACUAAAUAAUAAGGAGGAACAUAACUUGCAUGUCCAAGAUCCAUCUUCUAGCAGUAAGAAGGACUUAAAAAGCUCAGUCCUGAAUGAGAAGGCUGGCUUCAAUUAUGAAAGCCCCAGUAAGGGAGGAAACCUUCCCUCCUUUCCACAUGAUGAGGUGACAGACAGAAAUAUGUUGGCUUUCUCAUCUCCAGCUGCUGGGGGAGUCUGUGAGCCCUUGAAGUCUCCUCAAAGAGCAGAGGCAGAUGACCCUCAAGAUAUGGCCUGCACCCCAUCAGGGGACUCGUUGGAGACAAAGGAAGAUCAUAAGAUGUCACCAAAGGCUACCGAGGAAACAGGGCAAGGGCAGAGUGGUCAAGCCAAUUGUCAAGGUUUAAGCCCAGUUUCAGUGGCCUCAAAAAACCCACAAGUGCCUUCAGAUGGGGGUGUAAGACUGAAUAAAUCCAAAACUGACUUACUGGUGAAUGACAACCCAGACCCGGCACCUCUGUCUCCAGAGCUUCAGGACUUUAAAUGCAAUAUCUGUGGGUAUGGUUACUAUGGCAAUGACCCCACAGAUCUGAUUAAGCACUUCCGAAAGUAUCACUUAGGACUGCAUAACCGCACCAGGCAGGAUGCUGAGCUGGACAGCAAAAUCUUGGCCCUUCAUAACAUGGUGCAGUUCAGCCAUUCCAAAGACUUCCAGAAGGUCAACCGUUCCGUACUUUCUGGUGUGCUGCAGGACAUGAAUUCUUCAAGGCCUGUUUUACUAAAUGGGACCUAUGAUGUACAGGUCACUUCAGGUGGAACAUUCAUUGGCAUCGGACGGAAAACACCAGAUUGCCAAGGAAACACCAAGUAUUUCCGCUGUAAAUUCUGUAAUUUUACUUAUAUGGGCAACUCAUCCACUGAACUAGAACAGCAUUUUCUUCAGACUCACCCAAACAAAAUAAAAGCUUCUCUCCCCUCCUCUGAGGGUGCAAAACCUUCUGAGAAAAACUCUAAUAAAUCCAUCCCUGCACUUCGAUCCAGUGAUUCUGGAGACUUGGGAAAGUGGCAGGACAAGAUAACAGUCAAGGCGGGAGACGACACUCCUGUUGGCUACUCAGUGCCCAUCAAGCCCCUUGAUUCCUCGCGACAAAACGGUACAGAGGCCACCAGUUACUACUGGUGUAAAUUUUGUAGUUUCAGCUGUGAGUCAUCUAGCUCCAUUAAACUGCUAGAACAUUAUGGCAAGCAGCAUGCAGCAGUGCAGUCAGGCGGCCUUAAUCCAGAAUUGAAUGAUAAGCUUUCCAGGGGCUCUGUCAUUAAUCAGAAUGAUCUAGCCAAAAGUGCAGAAGGAGAGCCAAUGACCAAGGCUGACAAGGGCUCAAGUGGAGCUAAAAAGAAGGACUUCUCCAGCAAGGGAGCAGAGGAUAAUAUGGUAACAAGCUAUAAUUGUCAGUUCUGCGAUUUUAGAUAUUCCAAAAGCCAUGGCCCCGAUGUCAUUGUAGUGGGGCCACUUCUGCGCCAUUAUCAACAGCUCCAUAACAUCCACAAGUGUACCAUUAAACACUGUCCAUUCUGUCCCCGAGGCCUUUGCAGCCCAGAAAAGCACCUUGGAGAAAUUACUUAUCCGUUUGCUUGUAGAAAAAGUAAUUGUUCCCACUGUGCACUCUUGCUGUUGCACCUGUCUCCUGGGGCAGCCGGAAGCUCGAGGGUCAAACACCAGUGCCACCAGUGUCCCUUCUCUACCCCUGAUGUAGAUGUGCUCCUCUUUCACUAUGAGACUGUGCAUGAGUCCCAAGCAUCAGAUGUCAAACAAGAAGCAAAUCAUCUGCAAGGAUCAGAUGGGCAGCAGACUAUCAAGGAAAGCAAAGAACACUCAUGUACCAAAUGUGAUUUUAUUACCCAGGUGGAAGAAGAGAUUUCCCGACACUACAGGAGAGCACACAGCUGCUACAAAUGCCGUCAGUGCAGCUUUACAGCUGCUGACACUCAGUCACUACUGGAGCACUUCAACACUGUUCACUGCCAGGAACAGGACAUCACUACAGCCAACGGCGAAGAGGAUGGCCAUGCCAUCUCCACCAUCAAAGAGGAGCCCAAAAUUGACCUCAAGGUCUACAGUCUGCUGAAUCCAGACUCUAAAAUGGGAGAGCCAGUUUGCGAGAGCGUGGUGAAGCGAGAGAAGCUAGACGACAAGGACGGGCUCAAGGAGAAAGCUUGGACUGAGAGUUCAGGUGACGAUCUUCGCAGCGUGGCUUGGAGAGGGGCUGACAUCCUACGAGGUAGUCCGUCCUAUACUCAAGCCAGCCUGGGGCUCCUGACGCCUGUGUCCGGCACCCAAGAGCAGACAAAGACUCUCCGGGAUAGCCCCAGUGUGGAGGCUGCCCAUCUGGCGAGACCUAUUUAUGGCUUGGCUGUGGAGACCAAGGGAUUCCUGCAGGGGGUGCCAGCCGGCGGAGAGAAGUCUGGGGCCAUCACCCCACAGUAUCCUGCAUCGGGAGAAAGCAAGUCCAAGGAUGAGUCCCAGUCCCUGUUACGGAGGCGUAGAGGCUCGGGUGUUUUUUGUGCCAAUUGCCUGACCACAAAGACCUCUCUCUGGCGAAAGAAUGCAAAUGGCGGAUAUGUAUGCAAUGCGUGUGGCCUCUACCAGAAGCUUCACUCGACUCCCAGGCCUUUAAACAUCAUUAAACAAAACAACGGUGAGCAGAUUAUUAGGAGAAGAACAAGAAAACGCCUUAACCCAGAGGCACUUCAGGCUGAGCAGCUCAACAAACAGCAGAGAGGUAGCAGUGAGGAGCAGGUCAAUGGAAGCCCAUUAGAGAGGAGGUCAGAGGAUCAUUUAACUGAAAGUCACCAGAGAGAAAUUCCACUCCCAAGCCUAAGUAAAUACGAAGCCCAGGGUUCAUUGACUAAAAGCCAUUCUGCUCAGCAGCCAGUCCUGGUCAGCCAAACUCUGGAUAUUCACAAAAGGAUGCAACCUUUGCACAUUCAGAUUAAAAGUCCUCAGGAAAGUACUGGAGAACCAGGAAAUAGUUCAUCUGUAUCUGAAGGGAAAGGAAGUUCUGAGAGAGGCAGUCCCAUAGAAAAGUACAUGAGACCUGCAAAACAUCCAAAUUACUCACCACCAGGCAGCCCCAUUGAAAAGUACCAGUACCCACUUUUUGGACUUCCCUUUGUACAUAAUGACUUCCAGAGUGAAGCUGAUUGGCUGCGGUUCUGGAGUAAAUACAAGCUCUCUGUUCCUGGGAAUCCGCACUACUUGAGUCAUGUGCCUGGCCUACCAAAUCCUUGCCAAAACUAUGUGCCUUAUCCCACCUUCAAUCUGCCUCCUCAUUUUUCAGCUGUUGGAUCAGACAAUGACAUUCCUCUAGAUUUGGCGAUCAAGCAUUCCAGACCUGGGCCAACUGCAAAUGGUGCCUCCAAGGAGAAAACAAAGGCACCACCAAAUGUAAAAAACGAAGGUCCCUUGAAUGUAGUAAAAACAGAGAAAGUUGACAGAAGUACUCAAGAUGAACUUUCAACAAAAUGUGUGCACUGUGGCAUUGUCUUUCUGGAUGAAGUGAUGUAUGCUUUGCAUAUGAGUUGCCAUGGUGACAGUGGACCUUUCCAGUGCAGCAUAUGCCAGCAUCUUUGCACGGACAAAUAUGACUUCACAACACAUAUCCAGAGGGGCCUGCAUAGGAACAAUGCACAAGUGGAAAAAAAUGGAAAACCUAAAGAGUAAAACCUUAGCACUUAGCACAAUUAAAUAGAAAUAGGUUUUCUUGAUGGGAAUUCAAUAGCUUGUAAUGUCUUAUGAAGACCUAUUAAAAAAUAAUACUUCAUAGAGCCUGCCUUAUCCAACAUGAAAUUCCCUUCUUUCAUUAUUCUUUCUUUUGAUGAGUAGGUUACCAAGAUUUAAAAGUGAGACAAAUGGUUAGUGAGAAAGAAUAGAAGAUGGUAAACAAUCACUUUCAAAACCUAGUAAGUCAAAACCACCUUGACUAAUGUGUACUGGUGAAUCAAUCCAUUCGACAUCCCACCAGACUUUAUUUAUUACUUUUGUGAAGGGAUUAAAAACUGUCUAGAAUUUGAAAGGGUUUACAUAUUAUGAUACUACAGCAGUAUUGGGCUGGCCAUUGGCCCGUUUGUUCAAAAACCCAGAAAUUGUUCCCUAAAUUUAAAAGUAUUGUGAAAUCCUAGGCAGAUGAGGAGAUUUGAAUCUCCAGGGCAGUGGAAGGAAAAUGGCGCCCUCUCAAAUCAAUCUCCCCUCAUUGACCAUGUUGCAGAUUUGGACCUUGAAAUGCGAACUGUGGUUAGGCUUGGUGAGAGAGCAGCAAGAAAGGUGACAGAUGGUGGCACGAUGUUUUGGGCCAGCCCUGCCUGUACAUACACAUGCACACCCUCUUUGAUAUUUUUGUCCUUUAGAUGUUCAAAUACUCAGUAGUUCUUUUGUUUGCAGUUUAGGUUCAAUUUGUCCAAAUAUAUAUCCAUUUCAAAAAACAAUGUCCUCAGUGCUUAUGUAGUAAUUUUAUUUCAGAUAUUUCUUUCUUGUUUAUGAUGAACCAGUUUCGAUUUGUUUUUUUUAAGCCUCCUGUUGAUCACUAAUCUCACUUGGCACAUUAUAACUAAAGGACUCCCCUCAAAUCAAAAGAAUAGACGGAUACAAAUGUCAGACCGUGAGUUUAAUUUGCUUAGAACACAUGGUAUUUUUCCACAAGGUAACCUGCUGUAUUUAUUUAUUUUCUUUUGGUUAAAUAUAAUUUCCAAACUUUGUGGUCAGGCAGCGUCUAAGGUUACGUUACCACAGACUGACAGUUGGUAUAUGUACCAGUCAUUACCCUUCAUUAGGUUUAUACAGGUUUAGUUAAGUAGCAUUAAAUAGGAUUCUUAGAAGUAUGUCUUCAUAGUACUUUUAAUACUUAAGGCUUUGUAAAAACUAUCCAUGAAGGGAAAGCUCCUCAGCAUAACUGCUCAGGGAAAUAGGGCUAAAUAACUGAACAUUAAAUAAUUGGUUAAAGGUGCUGUUAGUCGAGCCUCAAUGCUUGCUACAAGGAUGUAUGUACAAGGACUGACUUUAAUAAUUUGCAUUAUAUUGUCCCAACCAGUAGUUUAUUUUUUGCCACGGAGAUGUAGAAGAUAUUACAAGCUACUGGAUGCACUGUCAGAUUAACUUAUUUCAUUAAAGAAGUUGGGAGAACAAAUAGGAAAAAAAAACUUAUUUUUCUAGUAAAUAUUAAUGUAUUACAUUUCAAAUAAUGGUGCCUGACAUAUUGAAUAAUUAUUUUCUACAGUGUACGUAUGCAACAAAGAUAUUCCAUCAUGCAUUAGAGUCAGUUCUGGCUCUGCCUAGCUGUUUACAUUUGCAAAUGUAGCAAACAAGGUAAUGAAGCAACUAUUUCUAUUGCAGUAGAUAUCUUUUUGUGUGUGUGUGUGUGCAUUAAAGUUGUAAACGGUAACAUGAAACAAAUGAAAGUUCUUGAUAUAAUGGUAUGGAAACAAGAAGGAAAUGAAAAUAUUUUUAUGCCUACUUAGGAAAAAAAGGGUAGCACUAUUCAUUCCAAGUUUUUUUGUUUUUUUGUUUUUUUUUUUACUUUUUAAGCUCUUACUCACAUUGUUAUGCUUAAGAUGAUAAACAUAUAUCCUCUUUUUAUUGCUUUGUCUAUGUUUCAGAUGAAACAUUUCAGAAAUUAUUUUGAUAAGUGUUGCUGAAUCCGCAGCACUGAUGUGUUUAUUGCAUUCUGUAGUCGCGUUUGCACUCCAUUUUUACAUUAACUUGCAGUUGCUUUGUAUUGUUUUGUUUUGUUUGGGUUUGUUUCUUUCUCACAGUGCCGGGUCUUCGUUUCUUAAAGUUGGAUGGCAGGUAGCGCUCAACCAGUUCGUGACUGUUGUAGUGAAUGAAGUUAAAAGUAUCUUUCUAAUGUUGUGUUGUCAUUUCCAUUCUUGCAUUUUUUUUUGUUUUCAUGUAAAAAAAAAAAAAAGAAAAAGAAAGAAAAAGAAAAAAAAAAAAGCGAGAGAGAAAUCAGGACUAAGUCCUUUGCUUCAGUUUCAUUGUUAAAGGGCCCUAUUCUGAUCUCACCUGUCCCUAGCUCUAAUAUUCACAUAAACUAAAAUAAAGAGGUGGAAUGAGGAGCUUUGACGUUCAAAUGAUUUGACAUAA